UGCCAACUGGCCUCACCCCUGGCCAAGGAGCCUGAACUUAGCCAACAUUAACAAGCCUCCUAUGAUACACAUAGUCUCAAAUUCUACGCCUCGGAUAACUAACUGUGAAGAGGCUCAACACUGGCUGAGGGCUCCCCGACAGGUACCGGUGACGGUCUUGCCGGCCGAAAGGUCGAAGCGAGAUAAAUUUCGCCAUGAUGAUGAUAUGCAAAAAGUUGUUCCCAGGUACAUUCAUCAUGCCCUAUCAUGCCUGCCAAUGUCGCCAACGCUGUUGGCGAGCAAGAUACUACGAGAAAACCAAUCAAUCAAUUCAAACUACUAUUCAGAGAUUCAGGGGUACCUUGUCAGGGAGCAGAAGCGAGUGUACGUGAUGUUCUCGAGUCUCGCCAGCCUACAUGCCACAAGGCCUCCGAAUUCGUGUUCAAGAUCUCCAACUUCAGUGAGCUCAUAACGAAGUUUGAGGACGAAAUUCGGGAUGAAUUGCUGAAACUCAUAAGCUACACGGUGCAUACACACUGCGCCU
Messenger RNA from Suillus subaureus, 523 nucleotides. RefSeq lists its product as uncharacterized. Lineage: Eukaryota; Fungi; Basidiomycota; Agaricomycetes; Boletales; Suillaceae. Bases 62 to 451 code for a protein of 129 amino acids. The transcript has a single exon. The record is from RefSeq and is a predicted model, not a curated record.